AUGCAGGAGCUUGGCGCAGUGCUCUCCUCCGCGGCCCGGGCUCUCAGCCUCUUGGCUCUGGUGCUGCAGCUGCUGACUCAGCCGCCCGGUGCCGACUCAGCUCUCCGGUACCGGGUGGCCGAGGAGGGCCCGCCCGACGUCAAGAUCGGCAACGUGGCCGCAGACCUGGGCCUGAACGCGGGCACGGGCAACGGGGACGUCACCUUCGCCCUGGAGAGCGGCUCGGAGUUCUUCAAGAUCGACAACGUGACCGGCGAGCUGACCACGGGCACCCGGCGCAUCGACCGGGAGAAGCUGCCCCAGUGCCAGAUGAUCUUUGACGAGAACGAGUGUUUCCUGGACUUCGAGGUGUCGGUGAUCGGGCCCCUGCAGAGCUGGGUGGACCUGUUCGAAGGCCGAGUGGUCAUCACGGACAUCAACGACAACACACCUUCGUUCCCCUCACCUGUGCUCCAGCUCUCCGUGGAAGAGAACCGCCCCAUAGGAACCCUCUACCUGCUGCCCACUGCCACAGACAGGGACUUUGGGCGCAAUGGCAUCGACCGGUAUGAGUUGAUCCAGGAUGGGGGUGCUGGGUCAAGUUCAGCCAGGCGCACAGCAGGAGGCAACCCGAUCGGAGGACUUGGGGACCGGAGGGGACGAAGUGGAGACAGUGGAGGAGCCAGGAGCACUGUGUUUGAAUUACAAGUUGCAGACAUACCAGAUGGUGAGAAACAGCCGCAGCUCAUCGUGAAAGGAACGCUGGACCGGGAGCUGAAGGACUCGUAUGAACUCAUCCUCAGGGUUCGAGAUGGAGGGAACCCACCACGUUCCUCCCAAGCCCUGCUUCGGGUCUCCAUCACCGAUGUGAAUGACAACAGCCCGCAGUUCGAGAGGUCCACCUAUGAGGCCGAGAUGGCAGAGAACGCUCCUCCAGGUACACCUGUGCUCCAGGUCAGAGCUUCAGACAGAGACAUUGGGGUCAACGGGCAGGUGGAGUACGUCUUUGGAGCUGCCACCGAAUCCGUCAGGCGACUCCUGCGGCUGGACGAGGCCACCGGAUGGCUGAGCGUCCUCCACCGGAUCGACAGGGAGGAAGUGGCCCAGCUGAGGUUCACGGUCACAGCCAGGGACAGGGGUCAGCCUCCCCGGACCGACCGGACCACCGUGGUGCUGGCUGUCCGAGAUGAGAACGACAACGUCCCAGUUGUAGAGAUCCGCAAGAUCGGAAGGAUCCCCGUUCGAGAUGGUGCAGCACUGGUGCCUGAAAACGUCCUGGUGGACACACCAGUGGCUUUGGUGCAGGUGUCAGACCGAGACCAGGGAGAGAAUGGGGCCGUGACGUGCACAGUGGUGGGAGACGUUCCGUUCACACUGAAGCCAGCUGGGGAGACAGCUCUCCCUCCGCUACCUGCAGAUGAAGCCUUUGACAGGAACAAGAAAAAAUACUUCUUGCAUACUUCUGCCUUGCUGGACUACGAGGUCACCAAAGAGUACAGUGUCACCAUUGUGGCAGUAGAUUCUGGAAGCCCCAGUCUGUCCAGUAACAGCUCGCUGAUGGUGCGAGUGGUAGACAUCAACGACCAUCCCCCAAUCUUUGCCCAGAAUGUCUUGGAGGUUCACUUUGCCGAGAACAACUCACCGGGCGAGAGGGUGGUGACUGUGGUAGCUUCAGAUGCAGACAGUGGAAAGAAUGCAGAGAUUGUGUACUCCUUGGACUCUGCUGCCAAUGGGCCAUUUUACAUCGAUGCAGAUAAUGGAGACAUCCGUGCCACUGGGGUUCUGGACCGUGAGCUGCGAGAGAGGUACGAGCUCCGGGUUAUUGCCAAGGACAAGGGCACCCCCCCUCUGCAAGGUUCUGCCACUGUUGUUGUCCAGGUUACUGACAGAAAUGACAACGCACCAAAGUUUGUUCAGGAAAUCUUCACGUUCUACGUCAAGGAGAACUUGCUUGCCAACAGCCCGGUUGGCAUGGUCACCGUGACGGAUGCUGAUGAAGGGGACAAUGCAGAGCUCAGUCUGUUUGUGGAGAUGGAUGGAGCGGACGAGAAGAAGGAGGGGGAGGGUGGAGAGAAAGAACAAGGUGAGGAAGUGUUUUCCAUUGAGAACAACACAGGGACCAUCUUCUCGUCUGCGUCGUUUGAUCGUGAGAAGCUCUCCAGCUACACCUUCCGUGUCCGGGCUGUGGACGGAGGCGAGCCACGCAAAACGGCCACCGCCACCGUCUCACUCUUUGUGACAGAUGAAAAUGACAACGCCCCCUCAGUCACCUCUCCCGCCAACGAGUCCUACACCCUUCUUCCUCCCGCCAGCAGCGCCCGCACCGUAGUCCGGACCGUUAUGGCCAUCGACUCAGACACAGGCCCAAACUCGGACCUUCACUAUUCUCUCGUCGGGGGAAAUCCCUUCAGACUCUUUGAGAUUGGUCACGCCAAUGGUGUGAUCACCCUGGCAGAACCCCUGGAGCGGCGCCACAGAGGUCUGCAUCGCCUGGUGGUCCGGGUCAACGAUAGCGGGGUCCCAUCACUCUGUGCCACGGCCCUGGUCCAUGUCUUUAUCAACGAAAGCGUGGCCAACGCUACCCUGGUGGAGGCACAGGUGGCCCGAAGCCUGAUGGCUCCACUGCUGCUGGACAUUGCCGGGGACCCUGACAGUGAGCGUUCACUGGGGAAGCAGCGCCUCAGCGUAGCCAUCGGCGUCCUGGCCGGAGCCGCGGCCGUCAUCCUGGUGAUUCUCCUCGUUGUCACAGCUCGGCAGUGCGGUGCUCAGGGGAAGAACGGCUACGAGGCCGGCAAGAAGGAGCCAGAGGAGGACUUCUUCAGUCCUCCAGGGGCUCAACCUCACGCCGGCCGUGGAGGAGGAUCCGACCGUGGACGCAAACCUCGACGUGACAAACGCAACGGAAGCGGCGGUGGUGCUGCUGCGGGAGGAGGCAAAUCGGACAGAUCCCUCUACAGCGGUAUCGUCACGGUCAACGGAUUGCGUCGCCAUGCCAACGACGACGAUGAGGAGGAUUUGAGCAGCGCCAGCGAGCGCCUGGCGGCCCGCUACUGUUCCAUGGAAGGUGACCCUGGCAGCCCGCGGAUGAGUGGCGGCAUGAGACACCAGUCAAGCCCAGAUCUCGCCCGGCACUACAAAUCCAGCUCCCCUCUCCCCGCGGUGAACCUGCAGCCCCACUCCCCCCCGGCUGAAGGAAAGAAGCACCAGGCCGUCCAGGAGCUGCCUCCGUCCAACACCUUUGUGGGCAGCGGAGGUUGUGUGGGCAGCGCUGGCUCCAGCAGCAGCAGCAGCGGGGGCAGCGGCAACGCAGAUGCAAUGUCCCUGGGAUCCGACCAGUGCUCAGAUUAUGGCUGCCAGACUGGGAACAAGUACAGCAAACAGGGGACCCUUCGACGGGUGACCUUCUCGGUAGUCAGCCAGCCCCAGGACGGCGGUUGCUAUGACAGUGGCCUGGAGGACUCCGAGACGCCGAGCAGCAAGGGUUCGUCUGGGCCGCGACUGGGCGCCCUGCCGCUGCCGGAGGAAGGCUACGAGCGGACCACGCCGGAGGGCAGUGUGGGGGAGGAGGAGCAUCUGGAAAACGAUGCCAGACAGUUGCCAGACGUAGCUCUGACAGGAAAGUGCACCAGGGAGUGUGAUGAAUUCGGCCACUCUGACACUUGUUGGAUGCCCGUCCGCCCCACAACACGCCAGCGUCACGGCAGCGACCCCCCACGGCUCUCCACCUUCGCCCCGGGAGAUGAUAACAACAAUCUCCGUGGCCACGAUCAUGAGAGUGACAGCGAGAGUGCCGGCAGCGCAGGGAGCUCGGAACCCGGCAUGGUCGUCGGUGGAGAAGGUCAGAGAUUACCCCUAGCCAAUGGGGAUCCUCUCGGCACCCUGGGUAGUGGAGACCGCAACAGGAACAUGGGCGAUCACAACCGUAACCUUCUGAACCGCAAGAUGACUUCAGCAUCCUACGACACAUUUAGCAGCGCAGGCUUUGGGAGGCGCCAGCCAGAGGAGGAAGGAAGAGAAGGCCAGAACGCACCCGAGGUGAUACCACUGACGAGGACAGGAGGUGACUACAAGACCACGUCCUGUCUCACCCUGUCACGCCGGGAGGUCUACCUGUGA
Messenger RNA from Limanda limanda (common dab), 4095 nucleotides. It is a transcript of the gene pcdh7a, whose product is annotated as protocadherin 7a. The transcript is spliced from 5 exons. The coding region runs from base 1 to 4095 and encodes 1364 amino acids. Gene Ontology annotation, molecular function: calcium ion binding. Gene Ontology annotation, biological process: homophilic cell-cell adhesion. Lineage: Eukaryota; Metazoa; Chordata; Actinopteri; Pleuronectiformes; Pleuronectidae. Gene Ontology annotation, cellular component: plasma membrane. The record is from RefSeq and is a predicted model, not a curated record.